AUCAGAGACGCUGAACAGGUUUGGGCAGUGAUUUCAGAUUGCCCUCCGCAGUCAUGUGGUGAUACUCUCUCUCUCACACACACACACACACACACACAAACACACACACACUCACUCUUGUUAUGGCGCACCCGUAUGACCCCUGGUUGCGAGCGGGGCCCCCGCAGGAGGAGGUGUCGGGCUGGUGGGACAUCCACGGAGCGGCCGCCGGCUGGAUGGACCUGCAGGGGGCGGCUGGGGCGGGGCCAGUGCAGGGAGGCUCCAUGAGCUCCUACACACCUGAGCCGCAGAUGUGCUCCACCCACUCGGGCCUGCACUACCCGGCCGAGGGCUUCAAGAUGGAGCCGCUGGCCCCGGAUCCGCUGCCGCUGGCGCAGGCCUCGGCGUCGUUCUCCACGGAGGAGCAGCAGGACGGCGCGGGGGCCUCGGCUCGGCCUCGAUCGCAGCGGCGCUCCGGCGGUCGCGCUCCCGGACAGGCCUCCUGCCGCUGCCCCAACUGCCUGAGCGCCGAGUCUCUGGGGAGCGACAAGCGCAAGCACCUGCACAACUGCCACAUCCCCGGCUGCGGGAAGGCCUACGUGAAGACGUCGCACCUCAAGGCGCACCUGCGCUGGCACAGCGGCGACCGGCCCUUCGUCUGCAACUGGCUGUUCUGCGGCAAGCGCUUCACGCGCUCCGACGAGCUGCAGCGCCACCUGCAGACGCACACCGGAGCCAAGCGCUUCGGCUGCAGCUCGUGCCCGAGGGUCUUCCUCCGCGCAGACCACCUGGCCAAGCACAUGCGCGUGCACGAGAGCCCGGCCGAGGAGCCUCGGUCCAGCAGCAGCGCGCUGCUCAGAGUGAAGACCGAGGCGGAGAACUGCGACGACGACCCGCCGGUCACCAACGGCUGACCACACACCAGAUCACCCUGAAGGCCACUGAACUAUAAUCACAUUAGGAUUACAUACGUAACGCUUCUCUAUCUUCGGUUUUAUUUAUAUUUGUACAUUUUGUGUUUUAUAUUCUCCGUUGAUUAACUUAAGAUGUUGCUUUUUUUCGGUCAGUGUAGUCUUGAGACGUUUAGUGAGGAUAUGUAAUUAGUUCGAAUAAAUAUAAAGGCGUUUUGUUCGUUUUCCGUUCGUGUCUUGUGAUAGUGCCAUAAAACACUAGUCUAACAAUAAACACAAUCUCUGUCAAUUAAAUCGUUUAUUUAUACUGUGACUGUUUACUCAUUUCUAUUAAUGAAUUGACUGACCCCAUUAUUCAGUAUGAAGGUUACAUAAAAAGACAGAUGAAGAUUAAAAAUAAUUCAUGCUUAAUCAAUUUAAUACAAUGUAAAUAAGUUGAAAAUUAAAACGAGAUAUGAACCAGGUACUGUAAAUGCUCUGAGAGAAAGAGAGCAAAAGCAGAUUAAUAAUAAUAAUAAUAAUAAAACAAAAAUAAGUUUAAUGGAAACGAGUACCCAGUUAUAAUCAGUAAGGACCAAAAAUGCAAAUAUAAAUGAAAUGUGGAGUGUUUAAAGUCUAUCUAACAGAGAAAUACUACAGAAAUUGAAUACACUUAUGAAAUGUAUGAAUGAAAUAUUCACUGUACAAAUUAAAUGCAGAAUCACUGUUAUUAAAGCCACAAACAUUAUUCAGACAAACAGCAAA
Molecule: messenger RNA, 1634 nt
Organism: Puntigrus tetrazona (Sumatra barb)
Lineage: Eukaryota; Metazoa; Chordata; Actinopteri; Cypriniformes; Cyprinidae
Gene: sp6
Product: Sp6 transcription factor
Biological process (GO): regulation of transcription by RNA polymerase II
Molecular function (GO): DNA-binding transcription factor activity, RNA polymerase II-specific; RNA polymerase II cis-regulatory region sequence-specific DNA binding
Source: RefSeq, a predicted model, not a curated record